Molecule: messenger RNA, 2098 nt
Organism: Porites lobata
Lineage: Eukaryota; Metazoa; Cnidaria; Anthozoa; Scleractinia; Poritidae
Source: the annotation of a GenBank genome assembly
GGAAAGGAUACCUUAACUUCCCUUCUCCGUAAUGCUAAUAUCCAAGAAAAACACGCAGGGGCUUAUAAAUGCACUGGAAUGAACAACAUUACCGGCUGGUCGAGUAAAAAAUCAGGGUAUACUGACCUGAACUAUCGCUGUGAGUCAUUUAAUUUCUUAUUUUUGAUACUACACACGGAUGCGCAAAACUACCUCCUUUGAAGCAGGUUCAUAAAAACAUAAUACCAUGUUUCUCCUGUAAGCAAUGGAAAGUAUCCCAUUUACACUAAGAGGGACAGCUCAUUCUCUCUUGAUUUAGACGGAGGUAAAUAUUGGGUAUUUCAUGUUUCAAAUAACAGGUUAACUUAUUCCUAACUGAAUUUAAAAAAAUGUAACGGAAAAUUUCGUUCCACCUUCCUCCUCCAUUUAGACUAAGUGGACGCUGGGAUUUUUAUUUGUUUACCCCCCGGGUCACAAGGGAUAAGUAAAUAAGUAAAUAAAUAAAUAAUGAUUUGGUGGCGCUAGCUCAUCUACAAAGUGGUUCUUUGUCUACCAAUCUGGCUCAAAUUUACCCUGCGCGGCUGGCAGGAUUAAAGUGGGAGUGAUGUGUUGUUUUGGUGGCAAUGGCGGAACAAGGGUGAGAAGCAACAAAACUCAACCUGGCUGGCCACAUAUGAUGUUGCCUGAGGAAUCAAGCACAGGACAGUCAUUAAUGAGGGAGGAGUGUUCUCAUCUGAAAUUCAGUAGAACCUGUAUAUAACGAAGUCGACGGUAUAAUUCACAAUUAUUCCACUUAUUCCACGAGUGUGCGUUAGAUAUGACAUGGUAGUUAGCCAACGAGGCGCAUAGCACCGAGUUUUCAAUAAUCAUCUCAUAUCCAACAAGCGCGAGUGGAAUAAUUAUUCUAUUAAAAACGCCGACAAAAUAUCGAGUAACCUUCCCGACUUUAUUUGUAAACCAAACGAUUUUCAUCUUGUUUUUAUAAUUUUGAGCAGACGCGUACAGUUACCAUAUUUGAAGAGCAUGGUAUAACGGCUCAUAUACCAUGAUCGUUAAGCCAAUCAAAGCACUAGAAUUGCAUUAUCCAAUGAUUCAAUUUUCAAUAAUAAGCGAUACUCUCCGCCCCAGAAAUAAUACAGUCAAACCCCGUAAAUCCCAACACUGAAGGGGCCGCACUAAGAAAGAGUCCGUAUUAGCGGGUUGACAUUAUUAAGCGGGUAGAAAAUGGAAGGGCUUUCUUUCCCCAGGGACAAAGCAAACUGUCCGUAACAAUGAGAUCUCUGUAUUGAGCGGGUUUCCAUACUGGAGCGGGGUUUGACUAUACAAUAAAUAGAAGGAACCUCGAUAUAACAAAACCUCUUUAUAGUGAGCAUAUUUUGCCAGUCCUUUGGGUUUUCGUUCAGCUGUUCGUUAUAUCGAGAUUCCAAUGUAAAGUGUUAUGUGAUUGUUAAAAAGAGAAAACGAGACCUCCAAUAGCUAUUGAAAUCAACCCUUAGUAGCACAGGCCAUAUUGGUGGGAGGUAAGAGAAGUGGGGUUCAUCCGAUCAACCGAUCGUUAGAGCGUCUUUAUAGACGGCGUGACGAGACAAGUCGCAAAGGAGGAAACCAGUGGGAUAAACGAAAUCAACACGUAAAAACUCCAAAGCGUUUUGAUGCCCCAUAAAUUGUCACAAAUACUCAGGAGGGGAGGGGAAGAGUAAGAAUGUUACCCCUUACGGUUGCACAAAAAAAUGGUAAUCAUUUUAAAAUAAUAUUUGCUCAUCAUAUCUUCUUAUCAUCUAAUACAGGUUUCUGGCCUAAAGCUCCGAAGAGAUCUCUUCCCCAGGUUUCGGUGACAGCCUACUCCAAUGUCAGUUUAAAGUGCGAAGUAGGUGUUAGGCCAAGCGACUGUUAUGACAAUUCUUUACAGUGGUAUUUUAACAACAACUCAGGGGAAUUAGAAUUGGGUGAAAAGUAUGAUAUACAAGAAAGGAAAACCAACACCAGAUGCAAAACAGAUUUCAUUCUCACCAUUAUUAACGUUACUGAAGUAGACGAGGGAAAGUAUAAAUGUCAGUGGCUCUGCGACGAGUACUACCCCGACGAUUCCAGGUCUUCAAUUAUCCAGCUGAAAGUAUUU